Messenger RNA from Anisakis simplex (herring worm), 408 nucleotides. NCBI's taxonomy places the organism in Eukaryota, Metazoa, Nematoda, Chromadorea, Rhabditida, Anisakidae. The record is from the annotation of a GenBank genome assembly.
AUGGCACCUUGGAGUGUUGUUCCAGCUGCAGCCAAGAAUAUCAAGUGGGCUUAUAACAAUUCUCUCGUUCAAUUUGCACGCUAUGUGUCGUGGCGCUAUCUGUGGGGAGGCCGAGAGUAUGGUCUGUUGUUCCACGAUCAAUACUUCGAGCCAGCACCUGAGGUUUCGGAAGCGUUGAGGCGUAUGAAUCUGAAGGAACCGUGGCUGUUUGAUCAGCGCAAAAUGCGCCUUUCAACUGCUCAUACUCUUGUGACGCAUGGAGAACGUAUGCCGAAAGAAAAAUGGACGAAAUGGGAAGAAGAAACAUGGUAUCUGAAGCCAUAUUUGGACGAAAUAGAAGCCGAGAAGCAAGCGCGAGCCGAGUCAUCCGGACUCGUUCCAGGCUUUUGGAUGCGACGAAAUCACUGA